AUGCGUGAUAGAGCUGAAGCUUUACAUAAAAAAAUUAAUGAAAAAUUAAUUGGAAAAUUUAAAGGAAAAGAAGAAGAAAAAAAUGUUAAAAUUAAUAAUAAUAUAGAAAUACCAAUUACAAUUUAUACACCAGUUGAUGUUAAUAAAGAUAAAUUGGUCAUCUUUUUUCAUGGUGGAGGAUGGACAGUAAAUAGUCGGAAAACACAUCAAACUAUUGUUAAUAUGCUUGCUGAUGCAACAAAAUCUAUAUGGAUUUCAGUUGAAUAUCGUCUUUCACCUGAACAUAAAUUUCCUAUUUGGCUUGAUGAUGGAUGUGAAGUCACUCGACAAAUACUUGCUAAUAAAACUGCUUAUGGUGCUGAUGAAAAUACAAAAAUUGGUGUUGCAGGUGAUAGUGGUGGUGGUUUAAUUGCUGCAUCAAUUUGUCAUACAAUAAAGAAUCUUGAUUUUCAAAUUCUUAUUACGAGUCAAUUUGAUUUUUUUCAUAAAUUUCCAUCACGUCAAGAAUUUAACCGUCCCCUUUUUGUGAUACCAAUGGAUGUACUUGAUUGGUUUAGUUCAAAUGCUUUACGUAAUGAAGAUGAUAAAAAUGAUCCAAGAUUUUCAAUAUUACUUAAUAAAUCAUUUAAUUCAUUACCAACAUGUUUAUUUAUUGUUGCUGAACUUGAUCCAUUACGUGAUGAUAGCUAUAAAUAUCAAGAGAUACUUGAAAAAGCAGGAGUGAAAACAAAACUUGUUUUAAUUAAAGGAGUUAUUCAUCCAUUUUUUAGUAAUCCUGGUAUAUUUGUUAAAUCAUGUCAACAAGUAAUAGAUGCUGUUCAAGAAUUUAUGAAAAAUUUAUAA
Molecule: messenger RNA, 843 nt
Organism: Rotaria sordida
Lineage: Eukaryota; Metazoa; Rotifera; Eurotatoria; Philodinida; Philodinidae
Source: the annotation of a GenBank genome assembly